Episyrphus balteatus (marmalade hoverfly) is the source of this 667-nucleotide messenger RNA. Its product is annotated as nucleolin-like. The record is from RefSeq and is a predicted model, not a curated record. Bases 276 to 605 code for a protein of 109 amino acids. NCBI's taxonomy places the organism in Eukaryota, Metazoa, Arthropoda, Insecta, Diptera, Syrphidae. The transcript is spliced from 3 exons. Gene Ontology annotation, molecular function: DNA binding.
UUUUUUUCCUUUUCAUAUUUUUGAGAGUGCAUAUAGCCUUACGAAGAAUAUACUUUGUACCAUUCUAUCCACGCAAUCCUCUAUCUCUGCUGAAAAGGCUUCUUUCUAUUCUCUGGAGAGGUUUAUGUUGGCAUAAAAGUCAAAAGCGCGAUACGAGUAGGAACGCUUUGGUUUCGAUAGUGUACUAAGGAGGAGAAAAAAAUUUAUAGAAAAAAAAAGAACUAAAUUUAUUUUAUAUCGGGUUAUAAGCAGAUACAUCUUAUUAGUUAAAUACAAUGUCGGAUUCUGAAAAUGUUGAAGUAAAAAAGCGAGGACGCUCAUCAACAGCUGAAAAGCGAACCCAUGUUUCAUCGAACUCAAAAAAAGACGAUAAACCUGCUGCCAACACUGAUGGUGAAACACCAGCGAAACGUGGGCGUGGUCGUCCUAAAGGUACGACUAAGAAAAAUGGCAACAAAACCCCAGCAAAGAAGUCAAAUAAUAGCAAAGGACGUGGACGACCUUCAAAAAAGAAGGACGAUUCUAGUGAAGACGAAGAGACCGAAGGCAAUGAUGAUGAAGAGGAAAACGAUGAAGAGGAAAAUGAAUCCAACUCUGAUGAAUAAAUUUCUUAUAUCCAAUUAAGAUAAUGCAAUUUGAAAUAUAUUUAAAAUACAAAAAAAAAUAA